UGUGGUGCAUUUCGAGUGUUGUUUUCAUCCGCAAAGGACGUGCUUUUCCGGAGAUUCAGCUGGAAAUACAUUUUUCCACUGCAGGAACGUUCACGUUGGUGGUCAGUGGUUUUUCUUAAACCACACAGGAGUCAUAGUGGAGCUUUAAUUGAAGUGCUUUUGCCUGGGGGGAUUUUUUUCGUUUGGAACGAGAAGUCGAGUGAAAAGUGUGAAAAUCGUUCACCUCCGACUCUCGGAAGGAAGUGAAUCGUUGAGUGGUGGGGCGAACGACGCAUAGCUAGGAGAAUAAAUAAAACGUUUUAACACAACCACAGGAGUUUUAUGUUAAGGGUGGAAAAGUGAUUUUUCCCAACAGUGCUCUCGUCUUAAGUGUUGCAAUUUAAUUGAUUUUUUUUAUAUUAAGUGGAUUAGUGGAAAAAGUGAUACACAUUUACAGUCACCUGAUAUUUUUUCUUGAAUGUGACUAAAUGGAAAGUGGGAACCAGGAAGCAUAGACCGAUUAUUAGCAAAGAAGGAAGCCGCACAUUGCCGAACAGGACGAGCAAGUGAAAAGCCGCAAGCACGCAAUUAGUGGCCGUAUUUUCUCAACACUAACUGGAUACCAUCGACCGUACGGCAACCGGUCAUACAAAGAUGGCUCGAACGAUAAGGACGCCAGUUGUACUCAUUCUGACAGUCAUCCUAUCCAUAUCAUUUAAAAGCAAUAAUGCAGCACCUGCGUCUUUACAGACUGAUUCCGUAACAUCAUCGCAAAUUCAGGGAAAAAGCAUAACACCAGAUAGCAUUGACGAAGAAGUACUCGAGCUAGAGCAUCUGAAACAUCCUCCCCCGAGUGGAGGAGCCAAUACGAAAGAAGAAAUUUUACCGCAGCUGGAAAAGCAGUUGGAGGAAGAAGCUCAAGCGUCGGCAUCGAUAACAUCCUCAGAUGAGGACGCAGGGGAUGACAACGACGACGAUGAUAAUGAUGAUGAAAAUGAUACCGGAGGUGACACCAACACCGAUGAUACUGAUGACGAUGAUGAGGGAAACAGUGACUACGCUGAAAAGCUGGCAAAGGCAUCGGAAAGCAUGCUACUGAAAACAUUGGCCGAAUUUCAUCAUCAACAACAGCACCAAAACCAUCAUCAGGAUGUUGGCGAUACCAACAAGCUUGACUCAGCAGAUGAGAAUAUGAAACUAAUGAAGUUAUUACCCGGAGCCGCACGGCUUACCUUUGGUCAACAUUAUGGUUCAGAGAUCACGACAACCCCCACUGUUCCUAAAGCUACACCACCCUCACAACCUGAAGAAAUCCCCAAUCAUGAGCAGGAUGGCGCUUCCCAUACCAAUAACGGCCAGCGACGAGGAGAUCAUGCUGAGGUAUUGUUACGACACAGUGGUGGCCAGUAUUCAGCGUUCGACAUGGCCCAAUAUGUUUUCUGGACAGGAGAUGAAGCCGGUGUAGCUCGGGCAGUCGAAGAAUUAAUCCAAAAGGGACUGAUGACCCGAGAGAAUGCCAUAAAAUUUUUGCGUGACAUUCGUCUGGGAAUUGAUUAUCUUCAGAAUACAUAUUCAAGCCGCCCUCUAAAAUCAGCAGAUCCACAUUCGAAUACUGAACGUGGAAUUGACGUCAGUACUACGGGAACGACCGUCACUGAAGUGCCAACCACAGUUGCUAUGCAUACAGAAUCAGUGGUGGCCAACAGUGGGGUUGGUCAACCAGCAACACUGGCUCCUGAAAUCUUGAAGGUCAUCGAACGGUUGCCAAGUCUACUAAAGCUGAAUGAUAUCAGUGAACAGACUGACUCCACACAGGAUUACGAUGACGUGGUAGGACGAUUAAGGUUGGCUGAUUUUCUGUACGCUGAAUACUCGCUGGAAGAAGUUAUCUAUCAACUGGCGAAGGUUAUGUUCACACAAUCAUUGACGCGUGGCUCGGAACCGGCACAACAUGCGUUGCAGAAGCUUACAGAAUUCCUGGAAUCAGAAGGCAGUCAUGGACGAAUUUCACCCAUUCUACAAAAGAAGAUCCUCGAUGUGCUUCUUGCAGCUCUAGCUGACACGCUAGCCGAGAACCCUGAACUGAUGAAAGCUGCACGAUCAGCUUUGGGAAAACAUAUGGAUAAGGGGCGCCAUCUCUCGGAUCUUCAAUUAGCGGAGAUCUUCGAGAAGGAAAACGACAUGCUCAAUUAUCUGAACGUUUUCGAUAAGCAGCAUCCAUCAUCGGAUUGA
Ochlerotatus camptorhynchus is the source of this 2211-nucleotide messenger RNA. RefSeq lists its product as uncharacterized. The transcript is spliced from 11 exons. Lineage: Eukaryota; Metazoa; Arthropoda; Insecta; Diptera; Culicidae. The coding region runs from base 634 to 2211 and encodes 525 amino acids. The record is from RefSeq and is a predicted model, not a curated record.